AUGUGGCCGUCGUCCUGGUUCUGCUCGUGGCCGUGGGGGUGGGGCGCCGCCGUGCUGGUGGGCGCGGCGUGCCUGUGCGCGCACGCGGCGGCGGAGGCGCUGUGGCUGCGGCCCCGGCGCCUGGAGCGGCACUUCGCCCGGCAGGGCGUGCGCGGCCCCGGGUACAGCUUCUUCGUGGGCAGCUCCAUCGAGCUGGUGAGGCUGAUGCUGGACGCGUCGUCCCGCCCCAUGGCGCCGCCGGACUCCCACGACGUCCUCCCCCGGGUCCUCGCCUUCUACCACCAUUGGAGGAAGCUCUACGGUCCGAAGCAUCUGAUCUGGUUCGGGACCAAGGCGAGGCUGACGAUCAGCGCGCCGGAGCUGGUCCGGGAGGUGCUGCUGACGCGGGCGGAGCACUUCGACAGGUACGAGGCGCACCCGCUCAUCUGCCAGUUCGAGGGCUACGGCCUCGGCAACCUCCGGGGCGACCACUGGGCGCGCCACCGCCGCGUCCUCUCCCCGGCGUUCCACACCGAGAACCUCAAGCUGCUCGUGCCCUUCAUCGCCGCCACCAUGCGCCGGAUGCUCGACGAGCUCGCGGCGAAGGCCGCCGGCACUGGCGCCGGCGAGGCGGAGGUGGACGUGGCCGAGUGGUUCCAGCGCGUGCCGCAGGAGGUGAUCACCUUCGCCACCUUCGGGCGCCGGAACUACGAGGACGGCAGGGUGGUGUUCGAGCUCCAGGACGAGCUCGCCGGCCUCGCCGCCGACGCGCACAGCAAGGUGUACAUCCCCGGGUACCGCUUCCUGCCGCUGAGGAGGAACCUGCGCGUGUGGCACCUGGUCAGGGAGAUCAGGAAGGGCCUGGCCGCCUUCAUCGCCAACCUGCCCAAGGAUGGUCACGACGACGAGCAGCGGCGGGACGGCGGCGGCGGCGGCAUGAGGGACCUGAUGAGCUUCAUGACGCCGGCCAUGACGACGGAGGAGAUCAUCGAGGAGAGCAAGAACUUCUUCUUCGCCGGGAAGGAGACGCUCGUCAGCCUCCUCACCUGGGCCACCGUCGCCCUCGCCAUGCACCCGGAGUGGCAGGACCGCGCCCGCCAGGAGGUCCUCGCCGUCGUCGGCCGCGACGACCUCCCCACCAAAGACCACCUCCCCAAGCUCAAAACCGUGGGGAUGAUCGUGAACGAGACGCUGAGGCUGUACCCGCCGGCGGUGGCGAUGAUCCGGACGGCGAACCGGGACGUGGAGCUGGGCGGGUGCGUGGUGCCGGCGGGCACGGAGCUCCUCAUCCCGAUCCUGGCGGUGCACCACGACGAGGAGCACUGGGGCGCCGACGCGGCAGAGUUCAACCCGGCGCGCUUCGGCGACGACCGGCGGCUGCGGCACCAGAUGGCGUUCAUGCCGUUCGGCGGCGGCGAGCGGGUGUGCAUCGGGCAGAACCUGGCGCUGAUCGAGGCCAAGGUGGCGCUGGCCGUCGUGCUGCAGCGGUUCGCCUUCCGCCUGUCGCCGGCGUACGUGCACGCGCCCAGGGUGCUCAUGAUACUCAACCCGCAGUACGGCGCGCCGGUCAUCUUCCGGCCGCUGUGA
Triticum turgidum subsp. durum (durum wheat) is the source of this 1566-nucleotide messenger RNA. The record is from the annotation of a GenBank genome assembly. Lineage: Eukaryota; Viridiplantae; Streptophyta; Magnoliopsida; Poales; Poaceae.